AUGCCUGGGUUGCUGGUCAUGGCGCUGCUCUCCGUGGGCGUGCCCCUGUCGCUCUGCGUCGUGCCCGCGCUAGCGCGUCUCACAGUCUUCCCCUUGCUCUCAGCGCUCGUGCACAAGUUCGCCGCUGCGUAUUUGACCGACAGCGUCCGGAUUGAGUUUGCCGUGGGCUCGUUUGCCGUGCGCAAGCGCCACCAACGCGCCGACACGGAGCUCCUGCGUGGCCUCACGAUCUCGCUCUUCUUUGUGACGUUGCAGCGCAAGUUUCUCGAGUCCUUGGCGUUUGUCGAGCAAGGACUCGCGCCUGUGGAGCUCGAGCGCGUAGCGAUUGAGAAAAUUGUGAUUUACGUCGCGACGACGUGGAAAGUCGUGGUGAAGCUGGAGGGCGUUACGGUGGACGGCCGAGUCGUGGAUCCUAAUAGAGAAAACGUGUUUGAGCUGCAAGACGCAGUGGCUAUGAAGCUGGCAGAAGCAGCGAAUUGGAUCAAUUUGCUGGAUAUCGAGCGGAAGAAGACGGAGAUGAGGGAGCAGCAAGAGGAGACGCAAGCUGCACGCGCUCCUGGAGCGGCAGUCCAAGCCUUUUGUUUGAAAGAUCGCGUGCUACAGCAGAUUGCAGCGCAGGUGGACAUUCACUUGAGCAACUUACGAGUUGCUAUUACGGGACUGACUCCUGGAGCGGCUGCGGUUGAUGGCCAUGAUGAAGAAACGGAAGAGAAGAGCGAUACGCAGGCUGAUGGAGCUACGAGUAGCUCGACAUCCGGACCUUUGAAACCCACGUGCGUGAGCUUUGCUCUGGACUCGUGCGACUUACUGUCCGAUAUGCUGCAUGAAAAUGCAGACGAGGCGUUGCAGUUGAUUUUGACGUCGGAGGAGAUCAAGGUGGAGCACGCGAUGAGCGUAAAAGGUGUGAGCCUCUCUGCUGCUGCUGUCGACAGUGAGGACGGGAAUGAGAAGGUCGUAGUGGAGAAGAAAGGAGACUUGCUGAAGGGUAAGAGUGAAACCAGCCCUGGCGGAAUGCCGCUACUGUCCUUCUCAAGUUUCGAAAUAAAGCUGCAAGUGCCACCCAUGCCACGAGUACUAGGUAUCGUGGAGAAUAUUGCUCCUAUUCCGAUGACGAACCGUGAGGCACAAGUGGACCUAGUGUCUUCAUCGAUAGUUAGCAUCUCCAUAACGCGUGAGCUGCUGGUUGGGGUGCUACGCGACCUGUUCGUUCCGUACAGUGACCACCAGACUCUGGUGCAGUCGGUGCGGGCAUUGGAGCACGACGAAACUGUACGCAAACCCAUCUCCGAGGAAGACGAAAAGUUCUAUGUAGACAAUUUCGACAAGGUAGACAGCAGCAAGUCUUUGUCGAGCCAAGAGAAGAUGGAGUACAAUAACAAGUUGCACGCACUGGAAACAGCAAUGUCGCUCGACAGGAUUGUCAAGCUUCGCAGCCAGGCGACUGGCUUAGCGAAGUACUACCGUGGUGACCAAAUUGAGCUUUCCCUCGCUGAUGUGGCUGCAGUAGUGCAAGAGAAUGCAAGCAAGACGAACAACAUCAUGUUCAGGGUAAUGCAGAUCGCAUUGCGCUCGGAUAGUAUCGUGAUUGGGUUCGUUGAAAGGGGUUGCCAGGUUUCAGAGAUGGCGGUGGUCGGCUUUGGCGCCAACGUACGCUCUUAUACUAUUGCUGAAGGUGAUGAAAAGCAGAAGCUGGACGUCGAUCUGGUCGUGGGUCAAACGACGUUCCUAGUAAACGUCGAAUCUUCAGCUUCGAAAAAUGGCCCUUCGACAGAGAAGCUACUGUUUGCAGACUUAAGCGAUGUGGCUGUCGAGUCUGAUGCGGCAACGGCGCCACAGAUGCUGGUGGUCCGCCUAAGCCAGUUCGAAAGUGGUAAACGUAAUGUUUGUGCCAGUUUAAACAAUGUAAAGGUAGUGCUAGCGGUGGGUGCGCUAGAACACUUCCUGCUAUAUGCUGACCGACUGAGCACAAAGUCUACUCAAGUUUUGUCGACAGCGCGCCCGCCCCCAGCCCCAGCUGCUUACUCUGAGUCGUUGCCUGCCCCGGUGGAAAUUGCCAAAAGUGAGAUGGAAACAAUGACGAAGGAAGCACCGAUGUCUCCAUUUAGCUUGCUGGGUGGUAUGCUGCUUAAACUUGACGUGAGCAUGAGCGAUUGCCGCAUCCUCUUGCUCCCUGCUCCGUCGUAUUCAAAGUCGCUGUUUACGGAUAUUGAUGUGGAGGCAUGGCAAAACGACGGCGAGGUGGACUGUCACGUGGAUGUACCACUCACAUUCAGCAUUUGCCUUGAUAGCUCGAAAGUAAAGGAGGUGAUGGAGUUCAAUGCUCGAAGCUUUAGUAUCGGCGCGCAAUACGUUCAUGGUGCAAAGGAGAUGGAAAUGAUCGUCGCCCCGACAAGCGUGGCGUUGCAGUUUACGCUAGAACAAGACGCUGUUGACUCCUUGCUAUGCCGCCAGAGUGUAAUGGUGCACAUGCCAGAUGUCGUAGUGUCUGGGUCAGACUUAAGUUUGUCCCUAUUGGCGUCUUGUGCCGAAGCACUUGGUAGUGUACAAACUACCACGCCAGACCAAGCCCGACUUCGCCUACUGAGCCGUAUGAAGCAAAAUGAAAUUCGACGUCAGGCUGAAAUCGAUAUGGUUCUUGACAGAUUGCACCGUCUCUUCGACGAAAUUGACGAAAACAAAAAUGGCCGUAUUGAACUGGGCGAGCUCCUCCUGUUACUGCGUCGUGUCAAGAUUGGUGACACGUUGUUAGAGAGCGAGUUGGAGUAUUUGGUUCGCGCACUCUUUAGAGAGAUUGACCAGGACGGAGACGGGUUUCUGGAAUUCCAAGAGUUGCGAGCAUACUUGCGUGAUGACCUUUUGUCGAAUGAAAGUGCGGCAGCUUCAGCUUCCGAUAUAAAGCCAGCAAAUUGUAGCAACGCUCUCAGCGGCUUCCUCAAUUUACGUGGAAGUGAAUACCAUUCGUUUGAAGUGAUUAACAAGAUGUGUGAGACGAAGAUCACGUUUUCUGAGCAACUCGCAGAGUGGAUCAAGCGUCCUGUAUUCGUGGAAAGAUUCUGGGAAUUGUUUGAGAGCGAAGCUCACCUCACGAAACGCUCCCUUGGUGAUCAGAAUCCGUUGGAUGUGCAAAAGAAGUUGGUUCGUUUGUUGAGGAACUACGAUGCCGCCAAUCUUAUCUGGGAUGCGUUGGUUCUACCUGCGAUGGAAGACGUUUGUACAGACCGUUCUUUUUGCGAGUGGUUGCUGCAGCCGUUUACACGUUGCGGAGGUCUCAGCGAUUACCAGAGUGCCGCGAAAGUUAUUGCCAAAAAGAAACGCGGUAUAUUUAGCGCAGCCAUGGAGGAAGCAGAACACCUGGUCAGCAAGCUUACGCAGAGCGCCAACCCGGUGAAGAAGAAGCUAGAGCUCACUACAGACGUAAGAAUGGGGAACCUUCGACUUGUUCUGACGGACACAGAGUUGCCUGCUCGCUUCUGCCGAGGUGAUUUUGUGAUAAAGGAUGUGAAGUUAUCAGUAAGGUUUGCAGGGCAAGAAAUUGAUGAAGUUGGUCCUGUGGAUUGGAUAAGUUUGGCUACAUCCGGCAAUUCCGACUGGACGGGCCUGUUUGGUUUUAAGCUGUCGUCGUCCUGUUACAGUGAAGCUGCUGAGAACAUGGAAUUCAUAAUUGAGCCAUGGGAACUUGUUGCGGGUCUAUCUUCUGGUGAUGGCGAGAAUGGGUUUUCGGUUCUGAUGGAGGCCGCAAAACGAUUCCAAAUUAAUGUGACCCCGAGUGUUCUAAAAACUUUUCGUGCUCUGAUGGAUGCCAUUGACGGAGAAGUGCAACAAAAUGGUUUGCAAAUGCAUCAGAAUAGCUUUCACAGCUCUGCGAAAAAGCACAAGGAAAAUGAUUGUCUGGUGCAAAAUUAUACCGGGUGCACGGUUGUGUUGAAACUGAGCGGCAGCGAUGAUGCGAUCACGGUGAAAGCGCAUGAUCGCGUUUCUAUCACAAAUGGUGUUCUGAAAGACGGAGAGGCUAUCCUGGACUCGAUCGAAAUUGAUCAAUGGGGCUCUAGCAGCCAAUCGGUGAAGCUGCCACAUUUCGGCAGCGUUAAUGUUGGUGUGAGCACCAUAGACGCCUCACAAACAACUCUGUUCAUCACAGUAUUUUCGCGAUUGGAGAAUUCGAGGCGACAACAUAUAGUUCUGCGAUCGAACACGUACUUCUGCAACCAUAGUUCGGAAAGUUACGAAGUGAGGUACUUAAGUUUGGGAUGUGAGGGGAGGAAGGCGGUGGAAUCUCCAGUAAUAACGCUGCGACCCAAUGAGCGCAUGGCGUUGCCACUCUCACUAUUGAUGGGAAUUACGGAGUUUUAUGCGCGUCCUGUAAAUUACGAGCACUGGAUCGUUAAGACUUCUUUAAACAACGACAUUUUGACAUCCAAGGAGGCAAUCAAAGAGCUCGACGAGCUCGAGGCAGAGCGUAAUGGGAAAACGAAGCAGCACCGAGGCGGUGCUAUUGUGUACGGUGAGACCGAGGAGACAUGCACGAAGAUGAUCCAGAAACUGACCUCGAACGUAAUUGUGCGUCGUUGGUACCUUCGUUCGCAUUUUGAAUGGGAAAUAGCACUGCUUCCUCCAUUUGUUGUCCGCAAUUCGCUUCCGUACGAGCUGGAAUUUCGGUUUAUCGAGUACAAGUCAAGUCCGUUAAAGGACGUGAAGACCGAAUUUGCAAAAGUAGAUAAUCUCUUACGUCGCGAGGGAUCUGUCGAACCGUCCACUGGAGUUCUGAGUGGUGUGGUGGAGUCAGGCCACGACGCUGAGGUAUCGGGUGUUAGUGGGGGGCAUCCUGGAUACUUGUCCAUUCGCCUCAUUGCCAAAGACCGGACUACAGGCAAGCAGGUGGCGUCGCCAUGGUCAAAACCGCUCUUGAUGAUGGUUCACAAAGAAGUCGAGCAGUUUACGACGAUACGGGAAAGUAUCGAAGCCGAUGCCGGUGUCAAGUUCAAUAUCGAUCGAAUUACUCUUCCAGGUUAUCCUCGUCUCGUGCGCUUUUCUAUUCCGUAUUGGAUUGUAAACAACUCGUCACUUGCGUUUGACUACGCAUCCACCGAGCCUGGUGCGAAGCAAACUUCGCUUACGGCCAUGAAUGUUAGUGUGCCGUUCAGUUACCCUGUCAUGACAUCUUUGCCUCAUGACCGCCUAAGCCUAAAGCCUGUUGCGAAUCUCAAUCGUCGACCGAAGGCAUGGGUUGCACUUGGUGAUAUGCCGGAGACAGCAUUCAAAGCCUCUUCGAUCUCCGAGCAUGCACUUGAGAGUGCGCGGUGGUCAAAACCGAUAAAUACGACCGCUAUUAAUACAAUGGGCGAAAUUGUGUGCGGUCCGAGCAUUUUCGGCGUGAAAAUGGAAGGGCUGUAUGGCGAUUUUGAGCCCGGAGUUUCGCUUACAUUGAGUCCCCGGUAUUUCGUCCAGAACUGUCUCAGCCAGAAGCUGUACGUGCAGAGUUUUGCCUCGCACGACACUGACCCGCAAAAGGUUAACGAAUUGUUCCACACGCGAGGUGUCGACGUAGUGAAGCAGUUACAUUUAGCGCUGGAGGACGGCCAGACUACACCGCUGUACCACUUCGAGGCUUUAAAAAGGCAUGAGUCUCUGGAACAAAGUCAGCGCUAUGUUUCAUUCUCAUUCUCGGAGGAGUGGAGUAACGAUGCUGACAAGAAGAAUUGGUCGUUUGCGAUUCCAAUUAAUACGGCUGGAGACGUGUACUUACAAGUGUACUCAUCGGUGCGCCAGCGUCAUUUAAUCUGUCAAGCAAGUGUGCAAGUGGUGGACAUGUACGUUUAUGUCAUUUUGACGGAUGUGUCGUGCGCACCGCCGUACCGCAUCGAAAACUACACCCCGUUUACGGUGACAUGCGCUCAAUUGGGUGAGUCGUCUAUUUUCAAAACCGGGCAAAAGGAAGCGGCCGCCACCAUUGUGCCUGGUGCCUGGCACGCUUUCGCCUGGUUCAAUCCACUCUCAAAGGAGCGCCAUGUUGAACUCUGUCUUUCACAUUUGGAUGCGCCAAAAGCGCAGAAGAAGAAAUAUGAUAUUGACUAUGUUGGCCACUUGGACCCUAUUACCAUGCGGGUGUCCCAAGACGGGGAGAAACCGCACGCAGUCGUGUUGACUGUACAAGUCGUUGUUGAGGAGAGUACGCGUGUACUCAAGAUUGCUGAGAAGGAGCUGGAGCUAAGUUUGCUUGAAAAUCAGGACUCGAAAGGAGAGGAAGAUUUACGUCACCGGCGUAUGCUUUUCGUGUCCUCGUUUGACAUCGCGUUUAAUGGUUUUGGUUUCUCGUUGCUGGAUGGGUUCCCACAGGAAGUAUUUUUCGCUUCGGUGGACGUAAUCAAGGUUCAAAAAUCUCCAUCCUCGCUGGAAUGGACAUUUUCAGUCCUGCACUGCCAAGCAGACAACAUGUUGUCGACCGCAAAGUUCCCGGUAAUUAUGAACCCGGUAAAUGCAGGUUAUAGUGGCAGGUCUCUUGGAAAGGAACCUGAGCCAUUUCUAAAACUGGUCGUCGAUGCGGAUUUGGAAGCUCGUAUGGGAACGUACAAGCUUCUUGAGUUCAGCUUAGGUGACUUGGCCGUCAAGGUCGAUAUCGAUUACUUCGUCAGCCUGAUAAAGCUACUAGAGCCAUACUUGGUUUCAGAUGCGACGAUUGCACACCGCUCGAGGCGAACGCUGGAGGGCACGCUUGAUCGUCGCGCACCACCCAUGCCCAUAAUGUUGUCAACUGCUGAUGGCGGCGUACGAACGGAUUUGGUGUACUUCGACGUCUUGCGCAUUUCGUCAUUGUCCAUCGAAUUAGAGUAUUCAAUUACGCGGAAAGAUAUCGUAUCGUCUACCGGUGGUGGUCACUCGGUUAUUUUCGGCUUUUUGAGCCAAAUUAUUGGUCUCGUCGGAUCAAACUUGAGUGGCUCGCCUACGUUCAAUUUCAGUGAGAUAGUGAUAGUGCGUUGUUUUUCGACGAAGGAGAGACUACAGAGCCAGCUGGUCGCAAAUUACGUGCAACAGGGCGUGAUGCAGGCGUACCGUCUCUUUGGUAGUGCGGACAUCAUUGGCAACCCGAUCGGACUUGUGGAAGACUUGGGUUCCGGUGUGGUGGAGUUUUUAAAGAUCACAAAGGGUGAGUUAACUGGCGGUGCCCAGACUCGUGGUGAAGGAGUAAAGGUGUUGGGCAAGACGAUUGUGAAGUCAGGCGCCUCUUCUGUCGCGAAAAUCACGGGCUCACUGGAUAAGUUUGUUGGCGAGUUCGCAGAUGACAACACAGGGGACGCACGUAGUGGCGAUGAUUCGAGCUCGAGUGACAACGCUGGGAUCAAGUUUGCGAAGGACCUCGGUCGCGGAUUCACUGGUAUAUUCACGAAGCCUGUCGAAGGCGCUAUGAAGGGUGGCGUGACAGGACUUGUGCAGGGAACGGUGCAAGGUAUCACGGGUCCCGGCGUUGUCUUGCUGAAGGGGCUUACAUCGACUUCUCACAGUCUUGCAUUGGGUGUCCGAUCCACGGUCGUGGAUCGCUCGCCGUUUGGCGGCCGCCGCCGGAAUCCGAAACGUGUGGAAAAGGGCAGGCUGGUCGCAGAGUUUGACGAAAGUCAUUACAAACCGGCCCUUUUGAAUCUGGAGGUGCUCGGUGCAAAUGGCCUGAACUCAGAUAAGUCAUGUGACCCUUUGUGCGUUGUGCGGAUUGAUGGCGUGGAUGUACUGAAGACUGCAGUGGUCUACAACACGGUGAAUCCAGUGUGGCACGAGAACGUGCAGUUGGCACUCACGAGCGACGAGGACGAGGUGCAAUUCGUGGUGAAGGACUCGUAUGGUGGUACUGUAGCCAAGACAAUCGGAAAAAGUAUUUUGAGUAUGGCACAGCUACAGGAUGAUUUCAAGCCGCCUGAGUACUCGUCGGAUCUUGCGGAAUGGGUCCAUACGCAGGUAAAACCUGGAAACACCAAGAAGAACGUGAGCCACGUAAUCGAGGAGAAGGAUUAUUCCCUGGUGAUGCUUAACACAAAGAAAUCGAAGAAGAAGAACCAUGCAGCGUCUUUGGGAGACGAGGCACACCAAGUCCUUGUUACGGUUGUGUCUCUACGAGACAUGAUGGUCACAAGAUCGACUGGUAGCGGCAUGCUUGGUUUCGGCAAUUUGGGCAGUAGCACACCUAACAUUUCGCCCUACAUCUCAGUGCAUGUUGGGAAGAAUGCAAACCGGACGAACACUGCAAAAAUGUCGUUCUCCAAGAAUCAAAAGAAGGAGCAGGUGGGUCACGCAUCGUGGGGGGAGAGUUUCACGUUCCCGCUGACAGCUAAGGACCUCAGUCGUGGUGGUGCCGACUCGAGGCUGGUCGUUUCGUUAAAGGACAAGAGUAUGAUUGUAGAUGCGAGACUGGGGUCGGCAGUUAUGGAGAUCGAUGCGCGGACUAAUGCAACAGAAGAGAUGGUACUAAAGGACGAGUCCGACAAGCCAAUCGGAUACCUCACGGUGAAGGUCGAGGUUACCGGCUCAGCUACAUCGUCUCGCUCGCUGUCGUUCCAGUCGAUCGAGUCUGUUGACGAUAUGACGUUCUUACCGUCAGACGCAGUCAAGGCCGGCACCAUCCGCGUAUCGUGCAAGUUCGAGUAA
Molecule: messenger RNA, 8628 nt
Organism: Peronospora matthiolae
Lineage: Eukaryota; Oomycota; Peronosporomycetes; Peronosporales; Peronosporaceae
Source: the annotation of a GenBank genome assembly